Molecule: messenger RNA, 1029 nt
Organism: Caenorhabditis briggsae
Lineage: Eukaryota; Metazoa; Nematoda; Chromadorea; Rhabditida; Rhabditidae
Gene: Cbr-nhr-222
Product: Protein CBR-NHR-222
Exons: 7
Coding region: 1-1029 (342 amino acids)
Biological process (GO): regulation of DNA-templated transcription
Molecular function (GO): zinc ion binding; sequence-specific DNA binding; DNA-binding transcription factor activity
Source: RefSeq, a predicted model, not a curated record
AUGCUGAGCCCAGCAUCGCCUUCGAAAAAAUGCACAAUCUGUGUUAGACCGGCAUUUGGUAAAAAUUAUGGGAGUUUGUCAUGUGAUGCCUGCAAAAUGUUUUUUAGAAGAUGUCUUUUGUUGGAUUUACAAUUCAAUUGUAGAAGGAGUAAGCGGUGUUUUGAAAAUUUAACCGAAAACUCGAAAACUCCGCAUUGUAAAUUUUGUCGAUUUCAAAAAUGCCUGGAAACCGGAAUGUUCAUCAAACCGUCGGCAAUUCUAACAAACGAUUGUAAAACUGACAACACGUUAGACAAAAUAAUAGGACAAUUGCUAUAUUUGGAUUCUAGAAGAACCACGAUUUUGAUGUCAAAAUUUUCAUUUGAGAAUCCUGGAUUAACAGAUAUAAUCGAAAAGAAAAAAAUAGGGAUUGUGACGCAAACACCGACUUACCAAUUAACUGACGAAGAUUGGCGAUUCUUUGGGAUGUAUACAACUGUCGAUUUUUUAUUGAACUUGGAUUUUAUGGAGAAAUUGGAUGUGGAAGAUAAGAUUACCCUUCUCAAAAGCUUUGCCGCCAAAGCCACAAUGCUAUUCACCUCGUUGAAAACAAUGCGUGGGAAAAAUGAAAAACUUGUGACGCCAGGUGGCCAUGAAAUUGUACCUGAUGCAUUGAGCGAAUUUUUCGAUGUCUCGCUAGAAUUUCUACGCCAAAUUCGAAGUCUACUGGUUAACAAGUUCAUUGAACUGAACAUCACUAAUGAGGAGUUGCUCCUUGUCACCGUUAUACUUUUUUGUGAUCCUGCCAUCUCCACUCUAUCUGAAAAUUGUGCGGCUAUCGUCACUUCCAAACGAGGAGCCUACACAUCUGCUUUAUUCCAAUAUUGUCAAUUAAUUUAUCAAGCUACUGGACACACUAGAUUCCUGGAUCUUCUUUCUAUAUGUCACGUGGUGAACAAGAAUAUGGAGGAUAUACAAAAUUUGACUAUUAUCGUAAAGAUGAAGCUACAGUUAGCGGAGUGUAAGCAAUUGUUUAAUGAUAUUAUUUGA